Messenger RNA from Indicator indicator, 1306 nucleotides. It is a transcript of the gene PDCL3, whose product is annotated as phosducin like 3. Lineage: Eukaryota; Metazoa; Chordata; Aves; Piciformes; Indicatoridae. Bases 1 to 1116 code for a protein of 371 amino acids. Gene Ontology annotation, cellular component: cytoplasm. The transcript is spliced from 6 exons. Gene Ontology annotation, biological process: positive regulation of gene expression; protein folding; angiogenesis. The record is from RefSeq and is a predicted model, not a curated record.
AUGCUUCCUCUCGCAGCUCUACGAGACCCACAGCUCAGCGGCGACAACCCCCCACAAACCCACCCAGCGCAACCGGGUCCGGCCUUAUUAGGCGGUACGAGAAGAAGUCGCCGUGCUGCGCCCGCCCCAACGCUGCGCCCGCCCCGCCGGAGAGCGCCGCCUCCUCCGUCCGCGCCGCGCACGCCGGGACCGGCCUUGCCCAGCCCUGCUUUGCUCCGCUUUGCUCCGCUUUUGACCAGGCUUCGGCCUUGCCGGCGGGAUGCAGGUGAGCAGCAGAGGGGACCUUGUGUGUGGUCUGUCUUGCGGGGGAAGCCCGCCCGGGACAAGAGCUGGGGCUGGGCACCGUGUCGGGUCACAGCCGCCAGGGCGACCUGGCGGCCUUGGGCCCCUCAGGCAUCCGACCCAAAUAAAGACACAGAGUGGAAUGACAUCCUGCGCAAGAAAGGUAUCCUUCCUCCAAAGGAAAACUUGGAGGAACAGGAGCGUGCAAAGGAAGAGGAGCAACUUGCCAUCCUUCAGAAGUCUCUUGUGAAAACUUAUGAGGACAUGACUCUGGAAGAGCUAGAAGAGAAUGAAGAUGAAUUUAAUGAGGAAGAUGAGAAAGCUAUUGAAAUGUACAGGCAGCAACGGCUAAAAGAAAUGAAAGCAGCUCAAAUGAAGAAUAAAUUUGGGGAAGUUCUGGAGAUUUCAGGAAAAGAUUAUGUUCAAGAGGUUACAAAAGCUGGAAAAGGUAUAUGGGUAGUCCUGCACCUCUACAAACAAGGGAUUCCACUCUGUGCCUUAAUAAAUCAACAUAUGAGCAGCCUUGCAAGAAAGUUCAGAGAUGUGAAAUUCAUCAAAGCAAUCUCUACCACCUGCAUUCCCAACUAUCCUGAUAAGAACCUGCCCACGAUAUUCGUGUACCUGGAGGGAGACAUCAAAGCUCAGUUCAUUGGGCCUUUGGUGUUUGGUGGCAUGAACCUGACAAGGGACGAAUUGGAGUGGAAGAUUUCAGAGUCGGGUGCCAUCAAGACAGACCUGGAGGAGAAUCCCAGGAAGCAGAUCCAGGAUCAGCUCAUGUCUUCAAUCAGGGCGUGUGUCUCAGCCAGGGAGGAGAGUGACUCAGAGGAUGACUAAGUCCUGCAAAGGCAUUGAGAUUGAUACAGUACUCUUGUAGCCAGUGUUCCCACCUAUAGCACUGGAGAUGCUUGUCAAGAUCUCACUGAGCCCCAAGACAGCUAUUACCUAGAAACUUUCAGAAACUAAAAAAGUUGGUGGUGGUUUUGGUUUUUCGUUUUUGGUGUAUUUUUAAAAUCAACUUAUUGUG